GAGAAGCAAAUCUCUACCAGAGUCUGCUUAACCCACCCUCAACUUCCAACCUACAGAUCUAAAAAUAAAAGAACCAGAUUUAAACCCUUUUUGUAACGUUGAGGUUAGGGCCCAAAACCUCCACAUAAACGGCAAUCAUGGAAGCCAUUAUUCUAUAAUUCCGGUGAGAGUUCCCUUCCCCUUCUUGCCUUCAAUCACCCUUUUCGCUUGCUUCAGUUUCUCCUCUGCAACUAACUCGGCUAUCACGAAGAUAAAAGAGACACCUUUGGCGGCUUACCUACAUUAGUUGCUUGCACGUUCUGUUAAAGAGAGAUGUAGAGGUCUUGGAACCAGGCUUGGGGUUAUUAAUUGAGUUUCCUUUUCCAACAUUCUUCACUUCCUCGUUAAGGGAAUGGCCCUAAAGGCAUCGCUUUGAAACACUUUUUCUUGUUCUUGGGGUUUCUUUUCAUCGCUAUUUUUUUAAUGCAGGCUGGGCGCUUUCUGGAGGAUCUCGACAUGGCGAGUGAAGGAAAGGAAUUUUGUUCUUCAUUUCUCGCCAUGGAGUUUGAAGGAGUCUAAGCCUUGAACCCAUUGUUACAACCACAAUCAUACAACCUUCACCAGGGAAGCUCUACUUCUUUUUUCGCUUCAUGGAGAAAGAUUCAAUAGAGAAUGGUAUCAAACCAAAAGAAGGAUUAGAGAAGAAGUCUAGGGGUCCAAUGUUUCUUUCUAAUGCUUAUCACAAGGUCCAGUCUCGAUAUCUGAAAGCGCCGAGGAGUUCUUGUCAUGAUUUUUGCAAAUACGGUCAUAAACACGUGGUCAACGAUGAAGUAAAGCAUACUGUUUUCAGAAGGUUUAUGGCAAAUAACAUUGCCGCGGAUGCCUUGCAGAAUCAUGUGAGUGAUCUGAGUAUUGGUGAGAGGAGGAAGAGCUCAGGGUUGAAGAUGAAGGCUUCCGAUAAAGCAAAUAGCAUCGAAUCUCCAACGAAAACAAUUCCUCAGGAUUCUGUUCAGAUGAGAAGUUUGAAUUCAAACAAGAAGAAGAAGAAGAAGAAGAAGAAGAAGAAGCAAACUGUGCAACCAAAUGCUUCGCUUGUAAUGGAGCCCUCCCCAUCCAGACAAAACAAACUGAAGGCCUCUACUGCAAUUAGUUCCGGCAGUGGCCCAUCAUAUAUGAAGGAAACUAUUACAUCUUCUGCACUGAGAGUGAAGAGUGAAAAGAAGAUGGCUGUAAGGAACCUUUCUGGAUCUUCUGAAUUACAGAGUGAGAAAAAAAAUGUUUCUGUUUCUUCUAAAAAGAUUGAUAGUUGUGCAAAACCUGCAAUUUCUUUGAAAGGCAGGGUGCCAUUGGUGAGAUCUGCAGCUCAAUUGAAUGCCACUAGGAACCUGGAAGGCUCAAGAGAUUUAGACAUUAAACUCAGCAAGAGCUUCAAAAUACACAGAGUUGGGGACAGAAAAUUUAAAAAUAUAGAGAAUGCGACAAACAUAAGAUACAAAAAACAUGAUGGUGGUGUUGACUUCAAUGUGAACCUUCAGAAAAUCAUUGAAGAGAAAUGUGAGAAUGAAAUCAUGGAUGUCAAUGGUGAGAUCUUCAUCAAGGAAGGUGACGGAUGUGCAUCGGAGCCUUGUGUCAGUGAACUAUCAGAAUUCGAGGAUGCGAAUAGAAAGCAAAGCUGUGAACUUUCAGAGCAACAAGAUAAGAGAAGACUAAGAAGAACUCCAUAUGUUCAACCAGAUAAUGGUUCUUCCUUGCCUUACAAGAUGAAGUUUAAGAGAGGGAGAGUUAUCGAUAUUAGGCCAACAGAGAACGUAGGUCCCAGAAGGCUCAGAUUCAGGAGGGGAAGAGUGCUUGAUGAGAACUCUAAUGGCGAAGUUAUGAAGAGAAUCCUUAGAAGGAGAGACAAGGGUGAAAUGAAAGCUCCUGGUUCAGUAGUAACUCAUGCUAAUUCAUCAGAAGCUGGAGCUGUGAUGUUGAAGCACCAAGAUGCGCAGGAGAAGAAAGAUAUUCAAGCUCUCUUCAAUCAUGUGAUUGAAGAAACUGCAAGCAAGCUUGUGGAGACGAGGAAGAGCAAGGUGAAAGCUUUGGUGGGAGCUUUUGAGACCGUGAUCUCACUUCAGGAGAACAGAGCAGCACAGAUAGUAUGAGUUUUCAGAAGUUUAGUUGCGCCCUUUGGUUGUGUGGUGUUGAAAUGUUUGGCAGUAUUUCUACAAAAUAAAACUGUAAAAUUGCUUUAACUUGUAUGGAAUAAGGCUUUGGGAUUGUGUAAAUAAUGGCAUUAUGAGCUUUAGUUGGGCUUGUGCGCAUUUUUUUAUUGAGAUUUGCUUCACAGAUUUUGGCUUGAAGGAUUG
Molecule: messenger RNA, 2327 nt
Organism: Phalaenopsis equestris
Lineage: Eukaryota; Viridiplantae; Streptophyta; Magnoliopsida; Asparagales; Orchidaceae
Exons: 4
Coding region: 630-2123 (497 amino acids)
Molecular function (GO): calmodulin binding
Source: RefSeq, a predicted model, not a curated record